Messenger RNA from Mucor mucedo, 1697 nucleotides. RefSeq lists its product as uncharacterized. The transcript has a single exon. Bases 42 to 1460 code for a protein of 472 amino acids. Lineage: Eukaryota; Fungi; Mucoromycota; Mucoromycetes; Mucorales; Mucoraceae. The record is from RefSeq and is a predicted model, not a curated record.
UCCAUCAUCUUUUCUUCUCUAAACUUUUUUUUAAUAUACCAAUGUUGCGUUCACCAAAAUUUGUAUGGGCAACAUGCUUAGCAGCACUCAUAUUAACAACGUCGCUUGUAUUUUAUACAUCUACACAGUCUAUGAGUAUUCAAUUACGAUUUAGUAUUACCCCUACCACUUCAAAUGUUGCGACCACAACAGACAAGGAAGAAAAGUUCAUCACGUUUUUACCUCAUUCUGGCCUUCAUAAUCAACGUAUUGGUCUUAUCAAUGCAAUGAUCCUUGCCAAGACACUUGAUCGUACAUUGAUUCUGCCAGCAAUCAAUGUAGGAAGCGCCAUCUCAUGGAAGCCUACACCACUGUCUGAGUUCCGUCUUAGUGAAUGUCCUUCUAUCAAGCAACGUAGUAAUCCAAAGUGUAGAGACUUUAAAAAGUAUGUUCCUAUCUCUGUCGAAACCAUCUUUGAUCUCUCUGCUGCGCAUUCCGUUGGUAUCCGCACUGUCCAAAGAUUAAACAUGUCACCUAGCUAUUACAAUGACGUUUAUGGCUGGAAUGAACAAGACAUCUACCGCAUUGAUGAUAAUGAUCGUUAUUCGUAUCGUAUUUACGAUACUCCCGAUAACCAAGAUUCCAUCAGAACAUUUCGUUAUCGUAUCAAUAUGGAUGACCUUCAGCAACGUGACGAAAAAAUCAUUGUCUUUGGUUCGUUACACUACACAUUACGUUUGGCGAUGCAAGAUCCCAAAAUGGUUUGGCUGGCAAAAUUUCUGCGGGAGGAAACAAGCAUCUCGCAUCCUACCGUCAUUAAACAGGCCUUAUCCGUACUUCCUCUUUUAGGUGGUCCUGAGAAGUUCGUGGGUGUUCACUUGCGCCAAGGCGAUGGUUUCUUCAAGAAAUUAAUGGAUGAAACUUUAAAUACUUUGCGAGCCACUUUGGAACAAUCCACAUUGAAACCUGAAUUAUCUACCAUGGAUCAACAGCAAUUGAUGGCCGCUUCCGUCAUGACCAGACCUCUAAGCUCCGAUGAAGAAGAUAUGAUUGAUAUGUUGAAGGAAGUAGGAGAGUCAAGUCCCGAGACCGUUAUCCCAUUACUCAACAAGUGCGUGCAGCUACAUAGUGAGGAUAACCAUCCUCGAUUACGUCUUAUCUUUAUGGCAACAGACACUCGUCAGCCUCGUACAACACUAAAAGAACUCUAUGACGAAUUUCCCUGCAUUUUUACACUUUCCGACUUUCCUGGUGUCAUUGAAAGCACACUAACAAUGGGCCCAAUGUUGACUGGUGACAAGGACCUUGACGAGGAAGCUACCCGACUGGGCUCAAGCAUCGCUUCUCUCUUAAUACCCAUGAUUGAUGCUGAAAUCGCUUCUCACGGCUCCAGUUUUAUCGGAACAAGAAAGAGUACAUUCUCUCAAUACAUCAAUCAUAGAUUCAACAGAUUCCAAACCUUGUACCAUACAACCUCAUAGAAAAAAAAGACCAAAAAAAAAAAAAAAACCUAUUUUUAUACAUUUCAACUUCCAUAUAUAUACCUGUACAUUUUUCUCUCUCCCAUUUAUUUUUAUUUUUUUCUUAAUCCCCGCUUUAAACCAUACAUCGCAAGGCAUUUUAGUGCGGUAUCACCCUUUUUAUAUAAUUGAUAGGCCAUGUUUCCUAUUAAGUCAUUCUUUUUAUAAAUAAAAAACUUUUUGAAACACCAGCCCAAA